This is a messenger RNA of Insectozyma verbasci, 2610 nucleotides long. The record is from the annotation of a GenBank genome assembly. Lineage: Eukaryota; Fungi; Ascomycota; Pichiomycetes; Serinales; Debaryomycetaceae.
AUGAAAUUUUCACAUAGUCUACAAUUUAACGCCGUACCUGAGUGGUCGUCCAAAUACUUGGCUUAUACAACUUUAAAGAAAUUAAUUUAUUCAUUACAACGCGAUUCAUUGAGAAGGAAACAUUUAGAUCAAAAUGGUAAUGAUCAAGAUUUAGAAAGUAAUCAUCUAAUAAGUAAUAAUGAUUAUGCAAGUACUAGUCAAUUAGAAGUUAAUGGUAAUGGAGAAUCUCCAACAACUGUUUUUACUGCUGCUUUACAUUCGGAAUUAAAAAAGAUUGAUCAAUUUUUUGUAGAUCAACAAUCAUUAAUUUUUUCAAAUAUAGAUCAAUUGAUUCAAGAUAUUGAAGUGUUUGAACAAGAAGUUGAUGAAACUUUAAUUGGGUCCAAAACUUUUAAUAAAAAUUUGAAAACUAAUAAUUUAAAACAUCAUGAUGAGAGCUAUCUAACAAAUACUACAGAUCAAGAUACGGAAUUUACUCAAGCGGAAGAAGAAGAAGAAGAAGAAGAAGAAGAAGUUGAAGAAGAAGAAGAUGAAGAUGACGAGAUUCAUGCUGCUCGUGGAAGACAAGUUAAAAGAUCUGAUUCUGUUCCAAUAAUAAAUAAAUCAAAAAAACAACCAACUUUAACCAAAACAAAAUCAAUAGAUAAUUAUUUAAAGUUUGUUAAAUCACCACAAGUUUGGAAUGAAUUAAAUGCUGUUACUACUAAUGAUAAUAAUAUGCCACCACAAUUAAUUUUAUUAAGUGAAAGUAGAAUUAUAUUAAGAAAAAGAAUUAUUGGUUUAUUUACAACAUUAUCUGAAUUAAAAUCUUUUAUUGAAUUAAAUCAAACUGGUUUUAAAAAAGCAUUAAAGAAAUUUGAUAAAUCUUUAGAUACAAAUAUUAAAGAUCAAUAUCUUGCAAAUUUACCAAAUCAUUCAUAUAUUUUUAAAAAAUCAACAAUGGAAAAAAUUGAUGAUAGAUUAAAUUCAUUAGUUAAAUUAUAUGCUUUAAUUUGUAACCAUGGAGAUGAUUUAGAAACUGCAAAACAAGAAUUAUCAAUUCAUUUAAGAGAACAUGUUGUUUGGGAAAGAAAUACAGUUUGGAGAGAUAUGAUUGGAUUGGAAAGAAAAACUUAUGCUGCAAAUUCAAAAUUAGUUGAUAGAAGUAUAACUAAAGAAAAAGAAGAUAGUACUAAAAAAUUGAUACACAAGUUUAAUAUUUCAUUAACAAAUCCAGUUAUACUUAAAUUAUUAAUAAUAUUUAUUCUAACCAUUGUUUUAUUAAAAUUUUCACCAUUUAAAGAUCCUUCUCAAAAAAAUUGUUUUGCUAUAUUAAUUUGUGCUUCAUUAUUAUGGGCAACUGAAGCAAUACCAUUAUUUGUAACGUCAUUAUUAAUUCCAUUAUUAAUUGUAUUUUUAAAUGUUUGUAAAAAUGAAAAUGAUGGUUCAAUAAUGAAUUCAAUUGAUGCAUCAAAAUAUAUUCUAUCAACAAUGUGGAAUUCAGUAAUUUUAUUAUUAUUAGGUGGAUUUACAUUAGCUGCUGCAUUAUCAAAAUAUCAAAUUGCAAAAUUAAUUUCAACUUGGAUUUUAUCAAAAGCUGGUACAAAUCCAUCAGUUGUAUUAUUAACUAUAAUGUCAAUUGCAUUAUUUGCAUCAAUGUGGGUAUCAAAUGUUGCUGCUCCAGUUUUAUGUUUUUCAUUAAUUCAACCAUUAUUAAGAACAUUACCUAAAAAAUCUUCAUUUAUAAAUGCAUUAAUAUUAGGUAUUGCGUUAGCUUCAAAUAUUGGUGGUAUGGCAUCACCCAUUGCUUCACCACAAAAUAUGAUUGCAAUUGGUGCAAUGGAUCCACCUCCAUCUUGGCUACAAUGGUUUAUUAUUGCAUUACCAGUUUGUAUAUUAUCAUUAUUAUUAAUUUGGAUUUUCUUAUUAGUUACAUUUAAUUGUAAUUCAAAAAAUACUCAUUUAGUUGGAAUUAGAACUUUAGAUGAAAAAUUUACUGGAAUUCAAUGGUAUAUCAUAUUUGUUACAUUGUCAACAAUUUUACUUUGGUGUGUAGCAUCAAAAUUAACUGGUAUAUUUGGUGAAAUGGGUAUAAUUGCAUUAAUUCCAAUUAUAUUAUUUUUUGGCACUGGUUUAUUAUCAACUGAAGAUUUUAAUAAUUAUCCGUGGAAUAUUGUAAUUUUAGCAAUGGGUGGUACUGCAUUAGGUAAAGCUGUUGCUUCAUCAGGUUUAUUAACUACAAUUGCAUUAACUAUUCAAUCAAAAGUUGAAGAUUUUUCAUUAUUUGGAAUCACUUUAAUUUUUGGAUUUUUAAUUCUUGUUAUGGCUACUUUUGUUUCUCAUACUGUUGCUGCUUUAAUUGUUGUUCCAUUAAUGAAAGAAAUUGGUAAUAAUAUGGAAGAACCUCAUCCAGAUUUAUUAAUUAUGAUUUCUGCAUUAAUUUGUUCUUCAGCUAUGGGUUUAAUUAGUUCUGGUUUUCCAAAUAUGACUGCAAUGUCAAUAAGUAAUGAAUUUGGUCAACCUUAUAUGUCAGUUAAAAUUUUUAUUACUAGAGGUAUACCAAGUUCAAUAAUUGCUUAUGCUAUAAUUGUAACUAUUGGGUUUGCAACAAUGAAAAUAAUACAUUUCUAA